Molecule: messenger RNA, 384 nt
Organism: Psylliodes chrysocephalus
Lineage: Eukaryota; Metazoa; Arthropoda; Insecta; Coleoptera; Chrysomelidae
Source: the annotation of a GenBank genome assembly
AUGAAGAAGGCUAAAGAAGAAAACCGUUUAGCUCAUAUGAAAGGGAAUAUUCUAUAUAUUGACGGUCAGGCCUAUACUUCAGAAAACCUAAAAUCUAAUGGAACUCAAAACGAAACAGGUCAAAUAUCCGAUACAGCAACAACUUCUCAACAAAAAACAAUAAAAUUAACCCAAUCUCUAAAAAACGACAAAGUACAAGAAGCGCACAUAGACGAAGCAGAAAAUAAUAAAAAAGAACAAAUAUUAUUAAAUGACACUGAUGAACGCAAAAAUAAUCAAGACAAUAAAAAUCAAGAAAGAGAAAAAAGGGAUAAAAAAGAUACACAAAACAUAGAAAACGAUAGGGAAACAAUACUUAACAGUGGCAAAAAUAUAAUUCAUUAA